Messenger RNA from Dromaius novaehollandiae (emu), 12063 nucleotides. RefSeq names its product ATM interactor (gene ATMIN). Gene Ontology annotation, biological process: regulation of transcription by RNA polymerase II. NCBI's taxonomy places the organism in Eukaryota, Metazoa, Chordata, Aves, Casuariiformes, Dromaiidae. The transcript is spliced from 5 exons. Gene Ontology annotation, molecular function: DNA-binding transcription factor activity, RNA polymerase II-specific; transcription cis-regulatory region binding. Gene Ontology annotation, cellular component: nucleus. The record is from RefSeq and is a predicted model, not a curated record. The coding region runs from base 3280 to 5415 and encodes 711 amino acids.
CUGCGUUUCUCCCCUUGGCGGCUGGUAACGCGUCGCGGUUAAAACGCUGAGUGUUGUAGUCACGCGGGGCUUUUUUGUUUGCUUUUUAAAAGUGUCUGUGAGCCAGAAAGCCUCGAUGGAUGCCAUUUUGGAAGCGAGCCUGCGUUGCACUAGUGCUGAGAAGGUGCAGCCUGCGGGGCCGGGGGGAAGCCUCCCUUCAGGGAGCGUGUUCUUGAGCGUAGGCUUUUCAUAAUAUAACCUCACUUUUUAUUAAGAUCACAGUGCCAGCUACACGAAGAUAAAUCCUAUUCCUGGAAUUAAUGAGCACACUGCCAGUAGGAUGUUCUGAUGCCAAAAACAGGCAUUGUCACUGCAGAAGGAGAUGAGGACACUGGUACAGGGAAGCUGGAUGACCCUGGAAAAAAUAGGGUCAAGUGCGAUAGUAAAAAUAGAAGGUUAUGCUCUUGUGAACUGAUGACAGAAAUUUUGAGUUGGUCAGUCCUGGUUUGUAGCAGGAAGAACUUAAAUGGAAAACACUUGCAAGUGCUACCUGGUCAUAGGCAUAUGAGUCUUUAGGGCGAUGCUGCUGUGAGAAGGGGAAUCCUGAAAUACGUCAGAAGAAUAUGUCAGAAUACACUACUGUACGGUAGGAAUCUGAAUCCAAGAAGCUAGAAUAAACCAAAAGGACUACUAAGGAUGAUGAGAAUGGCAAGUGGCUGCCCAAGGGAGACUGUAAGAAUUUGGCUUGUUUGGCCUUGCAAAGAUGAUAUGAUCAAGUGCUGAUAGAUAAAUGUUUGUCUUCUGGCUCCUUAGCUUAAUUAAGUCAAUGUAAAACAGGAACGACUGAUAUGAACUGGCAAUGAAUAUAUUACGUUUGAAAACUUUUUGAAUAUUUAAGUCUUUUGCCUAUAAUACUUUAUGAGGCAGAGAGGAAGAUGUCUGUCUACUUUAAAAAUGAAGCUAGAUCAGUUCAUGUGCAGGAGAGGGUUCUGUGGGCUCCUGUGAUACCUGGGAGGCUGCACUCAGUGGUGUUACCGAAACACGGGUUUUACACAAGUUCAGUAUUUUUGACGAUAAGAAUAACUGCACUUCUCUCCCUGUUACUUACUAAAGAAAUGAGUAAUCUCUUGCUCGCAAAAGAAUGUUUUAAAUAGUUGGCUACAGUAUACUGUAACCAUGUUUUAAAUUAAUCCUUUAAAGUAAAUCUCUCUGUUGCAGGGAGGUAAGUCCUGACUAAGUUCACCUUGCCUAAAUCAGUAGCAAGGAUUAUUACUUUAUCUUUUCCAUGUUGAUGAUACAAGCCCUGUCCGAAUGUCAGUGUUAUGUGUAAUACAAAUUUCUGCGGUGUGAUAAUUGAACAAGUAUCUACCAAUAAUUGUGGAGGUGGGUAUUGUGCAACCAUGGGAAGUAAAAUCAGAAGAAGACUUGUGAAAAAUGCCUGAAAUACGACUGCCUAGCCAAAUUGCUGUGAAGAUCUAAGGUUAGGAUUUAGAGCUGGGAGGACUUGUAAAUUAGCAAAAUAAGGUUAGUGUCUGGUAAAGGUUACUUGGAUGUGUAGAGUAUCUUUCAACUUGUCAUAACAAAUCUGUUGUGAUCUGUGCUUCAAAAUCUACAUUCCAUCUGUUAUAAAAGCUUCUUACUCAUGUUUAUAAAGCCUUUAAGCACUUGGUAUUAUUUUACAGCUUAGUUUUUUUACUGAACUAUUACAGAAGUUGAAGUGUGAUUUAUUAAGGUCUUGGGAUGCUCUUAUAGAAGCAUGUUAUCAGGCAUCUAGACAAUUGGUAGAAAUUUAGCAUUCAGGUAGUUUUGAAAAAUCUGACUGUGGUUUGCGUAUUAAGUGCUUGAAUGUAUUUCUGAUUGCACUGUCAUCUGAUGGGUCAUGAUGUUAAAUUUUACCCACUUAGAAUAACUUCUUACUUAUUCCUAAGUAAGGCUAAUUGCUGCUUACUAAGCUUAUUGGUUUCCUCUGCAAUGAAGGGUACUAAACCUAGUUUUUAAUUAAAGGCAAAUCUUUCUUUCCGAAGGAAGAAGUUUGGUAUCUUCCAGUUUGGUAUCUGAUCAAAGUGUUUUGGGGUAAAUUGGAGGUUAAAAAAAUUAAUUUGGGGUGGCAGGACUGGAACAACUAGAUUUUUGAGUCAUGUACCUCUCUUCUGGGCAGUGGCUCUCUAGGGUGCAAAAAUAAUCAUAGUAACUAUUCAGCCUUCAGCAACAAUGCCACACUAUUUUAAAGCUAAUUUGAGAUCCUUAGGUUAAUGCUAUCUAGAUUGAGGCGUUGAAUCCACAGUCACAAGGGAGAUAAAACAGGCCCAUUAACGAAUGGCUUGUCCAUGGGAAAAUCUGCUGCCUCUGCAGAAGGAUGCUUAGAAGGGUAGAGGAAAGUUAAAACCUUAUAUGAAAGCUCCCUGUCUGGAGAAUUAUUCCAGAGGGUUUUUUGGUAAAAUGGAAGCUGAUCGACUUUGUCAGGAGACUCAGAACUUCUUGAGUAUGGUAUAACAUAGCAGGGCUGAGUAUCUGGAACUAGAACUGAAACAUUGCUUGAAGGGAAUGUUAUUUUCUGCAUAGAAUAUGUUAAAUUGAAAGGUGGUUUGAGGGAAAGCAAAAUGUUUGAAGUGUGUCACUAAACCAGUUUGUGAUAUUCCUGAAGGACAAAAGAAAGUAAUACUCCAAAAGCAAGAUAAAAGCAGGUCUGAACAGAGUUUUUAGGUUCUGGCCAGCUGUAGUUAGGUGAGAAGAACAGAUCUAAGCAGUGUCACGGCAGCUGUUGUACGUACUUUUUCUUUGUUUCACAUAGGAUGAUUAUUGCAUUUUGUGAUUUCUUUAUGUAUGGCCCGACCCAAGUAAACGUGAAGCGGCUGGAUAUCUGCCUGAACAAAGUAGCUAGGAAAUCAGUGGUGUAAUAUCAGCGUUUCACCACUCACUCUGCUUGUUCCCACUGUCAUCUCGCUAAGGAAAUCAGGUGUGGAGCCCAAACAGGGCAUGCUCCAGUAACCCUUACCGGAAUAAUGGUCUCGGGGAUGACAUCGUAGGCUGUUGUGCCUGGCACUGGGGACUUGGCUGGCCUCCUAGUCAGACUUAGGAAACUGAAAAAAGACUUACAGCUACACUGAGCAUCGGAUUUUCCUUUUGCUAAUAGUUUGCUUUUUAAUUUUUUGCUUAGAACAGGUGCCUGAUGUUUUGACUGAGACCAGAAGAUUUCAGGUCCUCUGUGAACAAGUUACAUUGCCGUCUUUUUUUGUGUACAUGUGAUAAGGCCACUGAGGUAGACUAUGGAGAGCACAGGAUGGAAAACUUAAUGCACCAAUGAGGAAGGGUUUGAAAACGUCACAGAAAUUCUACUGCUGUCCUAUUGAAGGCUGCCCUAGAGGACCAAACAGACCAUUUUCCCAAUUUUCUCUUGUAAAACAGCACUUUAUGAAGAUGCAUGCUGAAAAGAAGCACAAAUGUGACAAAUGUAGUAACUCCUAUGGUACAGAAUGGUACUUGAAACGGCAUAUAGAGGACUGUGGCAAGACUUUCCAGUGUACUUGUGGGUGCCCUUAUGCCAGCAGAACAGCAUUGCUGUCUCAUAUUUACAGAACUGGCCAUGAAAUUCCUGCAGAACACAGGGAUCCUCCUGGUAAGAAAAGGAAAAUGGAAACCUCGAUACAUAAUCAGCACUUGGCAGAGAAAGCAAAUGAAGCAUUCAUCAAUACACACAACAGUAGUCCUGGCACUCAGGAAGUGGACUCAUCUGAAGUGAAAUUAGUAGCCCCUUUUGAAGGCUCCUGCAGUUCAAACUUUGCUAAGCAAAUGCAGCCAAAAUGUACACCGAAGAUGCUUUUACCAAAGCCCAAAGUGGCUUUGGUUAAACUUCCAGUGAUGCAGCUUGCUCACUUGCCUAUAUUUGUAUCUGCAACAGACUCUUCUGUCAAACCUGUUGUAGUGGCUGUUGAUAAUCAAGGGUCAGUUAUGAGUACUGUUCACUUACUGCCUCAAUCUGUAGGAAUUCUGAUUCCAGCACUGGAGGCAGAAACACUUGUAUUUAAAGACACUAUGCCUGUUUCGAAAGUGACAAAUUCUGGUGAUAAUGAACCAGUAAGUACUGGUGUACAAGUUGACAUGGAUAAGGUUACAUCAACUAACGCAGGACAAAUGCUGGGGAAUGUUUGCCACAGGAAUAAAAUUUCUUCCAUAAAUGUACAGACUGACUUAUCUUAUAUUUCACAGCACUUUGUACCAACUGCAGCCUGGACUCCUGAUUCUUCUGUAUCUUCUUGCUCUCAGACAGAUCUGUCGUUCAGUUCGCAGGUGUCAUUACCCAUCAGUGUACAAACACAGACACUGCUGCCUGCUUCUAAACUGACUUCAUCCAUAGCUGCUCAGACUGAUGCUUUUAGUCAGGCUUGUUUUCCAACGUGUGGUAUUUCUAGAGAGACUCAAACUAAUCGAACACAGAACUCUAUAGAUGGAAGAGUGCAAAUGGACCAGGCCGUAAUGUGCAGUGACAUCUUUGACAAUGUUCAUUCGUCAUACAACGUUUCCACUCAGAUUGGACUUGCAGAGAACAAUUUAAUGACUGCAAAUAUAGAUGAAGCUUUGCUGCAAAGGAGUAAUUGCAAGAGCCUGAAUCAAGAUACAGUGAAGUCAGAAUCCAUUAUCACCUUCAAUACACAGACUAAUAUACUUCCACCUCAAAAUACAAUGGAUAAUCAAACCCAGACAAUGGACUUACUGAGUGAUCUGGAAAACAUCUUUUCAGGAAACAUGUCUGGCCAGACACUGGAUAAUCGUGGCCUUUUGUCUGACGCUGGUUCUAAUGCUGACACGCAUCUGCCAUCUGGCCCAUCGCAGAGCACAGGAAUAGACUUUGAUAUUGAAGAGUUUUUUUCAGCGUCCAAUAUCCAAACUCAAACUGAAGAGAGUGAGCUUGGUACCCUAAACUCUGAGCCUGUUUUGGAGUCUCUGGACAUCGAAACUCAGACUGAUUUCUUAUUUUCAGACAGUGCCACACAAUCGUAUAGCUGCAGAGGAAAUUCUAACUUCCUAGGUUUGGAGAUGUUUGAUACGCAGACACAGACAGACUUGAAUUUCUUUUUAGACACUAAUAGCCAUCUGCCUUUAGGCAGUAUUCUGAAGCAGUCCAGUUUCUCCAUGAGUACUGACUCAUCUGAUACAGAAACCCAGACAGAAGUGUAUCCUGCCACUAAAAAUAUACCUAGCCAGAACAUAGAAAGCAAAGUCCAGCUGAAUAGCGCUGAAACGCAGACUAUGGAUAGUUGCUUUGAGAACCUUGGGAAUUUAUUCCUUACCAGCAAUGAGACACAGACAGCAAUGGAUGACUUUCUUCUGGCCGACUUAGCCUGGAAUACAAUGGAGUCCCAGUUCAGCUCGGUAGAAACGCAGACCUGUGAAGAGCUGUGCUCCUUGUUUCAGAGCGCUGACAAGUCCAGCUGUUGAGUGCUGUGUAACAAACCGUUUCCUGUGGUGUGAAAUUAAGUUAUUGGGGUGGGAGAGGUGGAUUGACCAAGUCGUCCACUUUGCGUUGUUGAAUGUAGUUGUCAUGCGCAGUUGGCCUAAGAGGCUUUUCAUGCUGAAGGUACUCUAUUGAAUAUGUAACUUCAACAUAAACUCUGUGGGCAUAAAUGUAUGUGUGGUUUUUUUUGUUGUUUGUUUUUUGUAACUUGUUAAUGUACAUUUGAAACUUAAAAAAUUUUGUGGUGCCUAUGUUUUCUGCUCAGAUUUCAUUGCAGAGUUGAUACUGCUUUAAUUUAAACUGAAAAACCUUUGCAGUUUUCCUGUAUCUGUUUAUUUCUGGCAUACAUAUAGGGUUCCAGUGUCCUGGACCAAAACCUGGCCUGUCCCAUUCAGAUGCUUCCCUGAACUUAUGGGGAAGGAUUCUCUUGGUGUAAGCUACUUUCGUUUACUUUUUUUUCGUAGCUUGUAUUUUGAAUUUGGCAUGGAUAUGCCAGUGUAAGCCGUACUGGCUUCUUCUAUUCUAUGCCUUCCCAGCUCUUACUCCUGUGUAAGUUGGUAUUUUCCAAGCACCCGUCCAACAGACUAGCUUUGAUACUAUUCACUCAGUUGUAGAUCUUUAGAAGUAUCUAUUCAUUGCCACCUGUACCACUUACUGCACUCUUUGGUGAGAUUCAUCUUUAGCUUUAUUAAUGUAGACUGUUGAAUAUAUUUAUUAUUAAAAAUAUGUAGAAAGCAAUAGGUUUUUUUCUUCUCAAGUGGCACUGAUGCCCCUUUGAAGGGUAGGAAAAGAACUUGGAAUACACAGUUAUAGGGAAAAUUAGCAUGCUGUUCUUUUAACUUGUGUACUAAAAUAUUUUUAGUCUUCAGGAGAGAUUUGCUUAAAUCGUCUGUGAUUGUAAGACACUAAUGUUAAAAUGCGUGUGCCUGAAAGACUGGAAUAACUUGGUUUUACUGAAACUCCCCUAGCUCUAUCAAGAUACAGCUUGAGAAAUCUUACAAUGGUUUAUACUACAAUUACCUUAAGAAAAAUCUUCAGAAAUGGGAAUUUAAAUUCUCUGAAAUGCGUCCUCACCUGGACUCCUAUUCUUGGACUUGCUGCUUCUGAAAAACAGUGCCCGUUGGAACCUGUAGAGAGCUGGGAGAGCAGCUCCCAGAAGCCCUUUUGGAAGAGGUGUGUCCUGCUUUUGCACAUUGAUCUGCAGCCCUCAGUGCCGGCAGCUUUUUGGAAAGUUUUCUGAAUAUAAUCAAAUUUAAACAGCCUGAUCUGUUGAAGAGAAAUAUAUGACCUCUUGGAUUUUUUUUCUUUAAUGUUCAUCUUACCCCUUGUACCAAGCUUGUGGUAGAUGGAAUUGCAUGAAAAAAGUUAAGCCAGUUGUGAAUGUAACCUGGAAUUUGGCCUUAACUGCUUUUUAUCUUUUACUAUAAUAGCAGUAAAACGGAGGCCUCUGGUUUUGUCUUGGACAAGUUCUAGUUUCCGUUACCUUAAAUGACAAAAGCAACUUGGUGUCAAACUCCUGGGCCUAUAAUAGACUUUACUUCCCUAGUGUAGGGGAGAGGUAUUGGCUACCUAUAUACUAGGCAGCCCACCUGUGAUAUCUGUCCAAGCCUUAGUUUUUAAAACUCGCUAUGCUCUGUGUUUUGCUUCGUCUCCUCGAUUCAAGGAUGUGGGAGUUAGGUUACUCAUCCAGUGUAGCUGGUGUCUUUUGUUUGAAAUGAGCAAUACCUUUCAACUUCUUGUCUCUUCCUACCACUCUUUAACUCGUCAUAGUUAAAUCAACACACUAGUAUGGUAAGAAUCUCUGUGUACGCUUGCAACCGUCUCUGUAAAUUAGCCCAGAAAGUUGUGUCCUGUUUUUUCAGCAUUUCUGGGUGAGAGCUUGGAGACUUCCACAGUCUUUGGUUAAAGAAACUGCACAAAGGAACCUUGUAGUUCUCUCAGGAGUAUAGUAAUUUUGUUUUUGGUAAAGGUCAUUCCCCCCAAGUUUCUCAAUGUCUGGAUUUUCUGAUCUUAAACAUGGGAGGUUGGGGGGGGGAACCUUGCUUUUAAUGCCGUCUUUUCUGAAGAUAUGACUGAUCCAUAUUUGCUUAUCUACUUCCAAAUUGAGAAAUAAGAUAAAUGACAAAAUUAGGGUAAUUUAUUCUAUUGCAGUAUUUUUCUAGUAAUGUUGCUACUUUGGGUUUUCGAGUGUUUUUCUCCUCCCUGCUUCCCUGGCUGGAAUACAAGAGAAUACUUCUUCAUGCACAGGCUUCUGUAUUUUCCUUGUGCAAGUUGCCUGUACUGACAUAUGAAAGGGAAGCAGCUGUUAUAAAUCUGGUUUUUAGAUUAUUGCUUUAAAGGAAAUUGACAGUUAGGGAGAACUGUGUGUUUUCCACAACUGUAGAAGGCAGAAGUGAGAGACUCUUCAUUACCUCUGAAUUAGGAAACCAGAGUCUUUCUGCAAGAGAAGGAAUCUUAACUGAUGAGGAGCAGAAUUACGGAAGGUUUCAGAUUCUAGCCAUAGCCAUCGGAGAUGCUAGCUAGCAUUUCAAAAACUUUGAAACUAAUUUACAAGUCAGAAUGAGAAUCACCUUGUUUUCAGCAUGUAAGCCAAAGCUCUUAACAUCCGUGACUAGCAGAAAAAAUGUAAGGUUUGUAUGGACACAAAAUACUACAAUGUGAUCAUUACUCAUUUAUUCUGUUUUGUAAUUGAAAGUGUUUAUGAGCUUUCUGUGUUCUGUUGAAAUACAAAAGUACCAUUCCCCUCCCUCAGCUAAAUUUAAUUAGGUUAACACAGUACUGCAGCAUGAAAUUAUUUAAUGAAAAUGCAGCAUUAAGAAAGCAGUUAAGCAUGCCUGCAUUGCCCUAUGGAAUUUGCUCAUUUUGACCAAGAUUAAUUUUUUUUCACAAAUUUGAUGAGUUAUUUAAAGUCAAACAAAAAUGAUAAAUAUACAUAUAUUAGAAAAUGCUUUGGAUUCUAGAUUGCUAGCACAUGUCCUCAUUUAGGAUUUAUUAAAUAUUAAAAAAAAUGUAAAGACUGCAAUCGGAGUGUUCAUAGUUAGUUCUGUUGAAUUCUAGAGUGAACCUAAUGAAACUUCAUCUGAAAUACUGUUGCUAAAUACUUGUAAUUCUUCAAAAUUAAAAGGUUUCUUCUUUACAAUAGCUAGUUUUCUGUUGUGGCCUUUGUUUUGUAGAAUUAACUUUAGUCAGAACUCUUUCUUAAUAGCAGUAAGAUUGUAUUUAUCUUCCUCUUCUUUGUCUCUGAUUUGAUUUUCAAGGCACUGUCUCUAUUAUAUGAGUUAAUAGUGACUUGUUAUUUUGCUAAUUCUCUUUUAUGUGAGUAGUCUAUCCUCUACCACCAUUUGAACUAAGAUAUAGGAAAAGUAACAUCAGAUUGUCCAUAGCCUCUUAGUACAAGUUUUUAUUUAGAAGUGAUAACUAAUAUUACUUGCCCUUACUCUUUGCAAUUCCUGCUUAAUUCUAAAUUAUGCUGUGAUUGUUGGGUCUCUCAUUCCUGUGUAAUACUACUCUAAAAUUAAAUCAGUCUGUAGUUUUGUAGGCUCAUUUGAGCUUUUCUUUAUUACUUAAAGAAAAAGUUAGUCUAAGACUUUCCAAUAUGUAUCAACCUGCUGCUUCACCAAGUUCAGCAGUUUGUGUCUGCGAAAGAUAGUAGCCCAGUACUUCAGAGAAAAAUGGAAAAUGCCUCUAGAGGCCGUUAACAAGUUACUGCAAUUGAUAAGACUGUUUUCAAACACUUCACUGGACUUGUGAUUCAUUUGGUUGUCAGAAAAAGCUUUCCUCAUCUCAUGCCCAGAGAGGUUGUGGAGUCUCCAUCCCUGGAGAUGGUCAAAAGCCUGGACACGGUCCUGGGCAGCGUGCUGUAGGUGACCCUGCUUGAGCAGGGGGGUUGCACUAGAUGAUCUCCAGACGUCCCUUCAAACCUCAGCCGUUCUGUGAUUCUGUCAUGCAUUCAGUGUACUGUGAUUUCAGCCUUACUGAGACUGCGGUAUUCUGUGGAGAGCUGGUCAGGAAAGGUGAAUUUGCUAGCUGUGCCAGCUAAUGGAUCCAGCUUGUUCUAAGUAACUUCAGAAUAAACAUGGCAUCAGUCUCUUACAGUUCUUUGGAUAGAUGAAGAUAAACAUAACAGUGGCAGAUAUUCUUUAAUAGUUUUUUUGUGAUGUUUAAGAAUAAUGCAAUUAUGUACACAUUUAAGAAUUUAAGUGUACAACUUAAAGGUAGCUUUCUGGAAAAAUGGAUAUAUUUUAUGCCUGUUUGGUAGAGUAGUGCAGUGGCAGAUGUGAGCCUCUAUUGGCUAUUUGCACAUGUGUGUUUAUGCAAAAUUGAGUAGAUUGACUUGAAACUUUUGGCUUUUGAGAGAAUGCUGAUUGUUAUAAAAGGUGAACACGUUUUGUUUUUAAGGUAUACAAAAAAAAUCAAAUGAAAUACAAGCAAAUCUGGGACACAUUCCUUUCCUUUCACAGUCUAUGAGGACAUAAGCACAGAACCACUGAAAAAUGAGAGGUCUGUCUUGUUGCCUUCCAUGUUUGUCACUUCAUGCUAAAAUUUGUUUAACAGUGGAUGUAUGUUUCUGCUUAUAUAUGCAUCUAUUUAUGCUACCAUGCUUGUAAAUAUUUCUUCCUGCUUUGGUAGGGAGGGAAUCCUCCCUCUCAACUCUUCGUGUCAGCCUAAGAGAUAUUGGUAGUUUAAAGUCAGAUUUCAUUAACUCCAUAUAUUCUUAGCUAUGCAAAGUCAUGUCUAGAAAAUUUUCUCUUUGACGUGUAUGUAAGUUAAACAACUGUAAAACAAGCCUUGUGAGACCUCUUCUCAUUUUAAACAGUUCAAUCAGUGUCUGUAAUUUAACAAUGUACUUAACUAAUACUCCUUAACAGAAUUUUAUUCCCAGGCACACUCUCAGUUGUUUUUUUUUUUGACACUAGAAGGCUAAAUUUCCCUGCUACCCAUGUGUACCUUGAGAGCAUAGAGGCAACAGAACCAGCUUUCCCGUGAACAAAGAUAACUGCCUUCCACUAUUUCCAGUCCUUAUCCUGCUAACGCAUGCUUACGUGCUUAGAGUCAGAUGUGAAUUAAUUUUGGUGGGAUUAGGUAAAAAGAUGUAUGUGUUGGCAGGAUUCGGAUCUAAGGGUUUUUUUUUUUUAAUAAUCUUUCAAACAUUGGGUAAGUAAAUUAUAAGACUAAUAUAAUUACAUACUGAAUCAAUAUAAGGUGCUCAACUUGCAAAAGAAUAUUUGUUACUGAAAUGACAACUCAAAGGUGACCCAAACUUUUAUUUGCCUUUAUCAUUAAGGUGUACAGCUUCCUUUGCUUUAAUCUGUUUUUGACAUUUUUUUUUAAACAUGAUCUUAAUGUACAAUUUACUGUUCCAAAUACAUUCACACCAAAACAUUGCUGACAUUGUGGGCCUUGCAGCUUUUUCGUUCAUGUGUGUUAUGAGGUGCUGCUAUGCCUGUGUUGCUAAUAGAAUAGAUCUGCUGUAAACAGGCUUCCAUUUAUGAUUUUAUAUGAACACUAUGAGGAUAGGGUUGUCUAAUGGUAGCAAGCUGCUUUUCCAAUGCAUUAUGCAAACUUGCAACUUCUGUUUUUUAUUUUUUUAAAAGGUUGAUGUGAAUCAAAGUGUGCGUGCUUGAAGGAUUUGCUGCUUAGAGCAUGACUGAAUUUUCUUGUUUAAAAUGCCAUUGCUAUGCAAUGAACAGAAUCAAGGAGCCACAUCAUUCAACUCUGCGUUGCCUUGCAGUCAGGUUGAUGUUAGGUUUGUCUUAGUGUAUGCGACUCUUCGGCAUCACUUAAAAUGUAAUUAGAGAGCCUUGAAAUAGUGAAAAUUCCUGAAGGAGCUGCUGAUCUUCAGUUAAACAACCAGAAGUCCUUUACUUCUGAUUCUAUUUCAUAUACUGGCUUUUUAGCAGUAACAACAUAACUAGCAAUGGAAUAUAGUAGAUGACUUGUGAUGAUGUAAACUCUGCAGCUCCCAUUUCACCAUGAGUAAUGCUUUACAUGCAUGCUCCAAGUGCUUGCAUGCAGAGCUAACUUGACCAUACUUCUAUAUACACAGUACUUACAAGCGCAUUUGAUAAAACAAAGCUAGAUACGAAAGAUAGCCAUAUUUUUCAGCUUACAGAAUUGAACACCUGAUUAUGAUCUAAUCUAAACUUUUAAUUUUUUGGAAUGGAUGAGUAAGAAGUAUCAUGGGUGAGUUCAUUUCCCAAAGCAUGCGUGAGCCAAUCUCAAUAAGGCUGAGAAAUGUCCUUAAAAUGUUUUUCUUCUCAUCACUGUUGAGGUUUUCAUCUAGUGGAGAAAUUUAGUUUCCAAAGGAUGUUUGUGUUUGAUUCUUGCUGUUUAAGCCAAUAAACUUGCAAUGAACAGAAAAAAGCAAGCGUUCAUUUCUUAUACCUAUUUUACAAGUGACAAUCCCAAAGAAGGAAUGUUGUCUUAAUAAUUGUGAAACUUUUAAGUAAAAUGCAUGCAAAGAAAACCCUGUGCCAAAAUACUGUUUCAUAUUUCCCUCUGUUGGAAACUGAAAUGUUACAUAAAGCUACUAGUAAGUUAUUCACAAGUGUUGAAACAUUUUGUUCACCAGUGAAGCACUUCUUUACUCCUGUAAAUUAUACAUAUUUUGGAAUAAAGUCAACUUCAAUCUA